Messenger RNA from Zygotorulaspora mrakii, 1263 nucleotides. It is a transcript of the gene SNX4, whose product is annotated as Snx4p. Bases 1 to 1263 code for a protein of 420 amino acids. NCBI's taxonomy places the organism in Eukaryota, Fungi, Ascomycota, Saccharomycetes, Saccharomycetales, Saccharomycetaceae. Gene Ontology annotation, molecular function: phosphatidylinositol binding. Gene Ontology annotation, cellular component: phagophore assembly site. The record is from RefSeq and is a predicted model, not a curated record. The transcript has a single exon. Gene Ontology annotation, biological process: cytoplasm to vacuole targeting by the Cvt pathway; autophagy.
AUGGGUAGAACGGAUCCAAAAGGCAACUUAGUGCCAAAUCACGACCGUAGUAAAAAACCAGAGCACAAGUUGGAAAUACUCGUUUCAGAUCCACAGAAACGUUCAGGAGACCAAAGUACAACAUCUUCGUAUGUCAGUUACCAAAUUUCGACCAAAACUGAUAAUCCUGCAUAUCAAAAGUAUCAUGACGAUGCUGGUGGAAUUAUCGUUGUUCAUCGGAGAUAUAGUGAUUUGCUACUACUGCACAAUAUCUUAUCAAACGACCAUCCUACGUGUAUAAUACCUCCACUACCUGACAAAAAAGUGUUCCAGUAUAUUGCUGGUGACAGAUUCAGCCAAAGUUUUACACAAAAAAGGUGUCACAGUUUGCAGAAUUUUUUGAGAAGAGUUGCGAAUCAUCCCAUACUUGCUGUUUCAAAUAGUUUAAUGAUGUUUUUGGUUAGUCCAGAUUGGGAUGCAUACAGGAAAAGUUUAGCUGGACAUUUACAACAAAAUAAUAAGGAUGAAGUUACGGAUGUCUUUAUGAAUGCAUUCAAAACCGUACACAAACAAAGUGAUGAAUUUGUUGAAAUCAAGGAGAAAAGUGACAAAUUAGACCACAAUGUCGCCAAAAUUGAUAAGAUUUUCCACAGAGUUGUCAAAAAAUAUGAUGCAAUUUCAGAGGACUACUCAAAAUUCGGUUCAAAUAUUCAGGAUUUACAGGAAUUAUGUACCGGUGAAAAUGAAAUGCUUAGUCAAAAUUUGAAAAAUUUCAAUGAAGGAAUCACACAACUGUCUUUCGGUAUUCGUGAUUUGAGCAAGUACUUGGAUUAUGAAUAUAUCGUUGAUCUAAAGGAUUUAGAACACUAUAUUGAUAGCAUGAACCAGUUGAUCAAAUUGAAGGAACAAAAACAAAUCGACUACGAGGAGCUGAGUGAAUAUUUAACGAAAUCAGUAAACGAAAAGAAUAAUUUGAUUUCAGGCUACGGCGGCAGUAACUUUUUCACAAACAAGCUAGAAGAACUAGCUGGUAUAAAUCAAGAAUCGGCCCGUCGUGAAAAGAUCGAUAAGCUGGAAACCAAAAUCAAUUGUUUAACUGGCGAAUUGGAAAGUUCCAAGAAAAUAGCUGAUGCAUUCGAACAGGAAACACUAAAAGAGGUUUCCCUUUUCGAAGAGCUGAAGACCAAAGAAUUAAAAACUUCAUUGGGAAGUUUGGCUGACCACCAUAUUGAGUUCUAUGAAAAACUAUUGGAAACCUGGGUCAAAGUGGAUGAAAAUCUAUGA